This is a messenger RNA of Myotis brandtii (Brandt's bat), 2712 nucleotides long. RefSeq names its product StAR-related lipid transfer (START) domain containing 6 (gene STARD6). Gene Ontology annotation, molecular function: lipid binding. The transcript is spliced from 6 exons. The record is from RefSeq and is a predicted model, not a curated record. NCBI's taxonomy places the organism in Eukaryota, Metazoa, Chordata, Mammalia, Chiroptera, Vespertilionidae. The coding region runs from base 1772 to 2449 and encodes 225 amino acids.
GUUUCUAUCUCUCUCUCCCUCUCUCUUCCUCUCUGAAAUAAAUAUAUAUAUUUAAAAGUUAGACUUUUUAAAUCCACGUUCCACCUAAAUGUUUUUUAACCUGCCAUUCUUUAAAAUAAUUUAACAGUUCUUUUCGUUGACAGUAUCUUUAAUGUUUCUCUUACUACCUUUUUCUUCCAUCUCGGAGCAUAUGUAAUGUGCACAUGUUUCCUGAUAAAAGCAUAAAGUGUAAAUAAAGGACACUGAGAAGAUAUAAAGGAACAUAUCAAAUAAAUUGACCUAAUUCAUGGAUAAAAAUAAUUCUACUUCGAAGUUUAAGAGAUAUGGAGACCUCCAGGAGGAUUUGGAGAAGAGUCCCAAUAGUUAUUAAAAUUCUGGACUAGAUCUAUUAGGAAAGAUAAAGAAACUAAGAAUCUACCAGGAAAGAGGAGUUACAGUGGUUUAUGAAAGCUUUUCAAGUAGAGAUGUCAACCAGGUGUCAUGCCUUGAUGGAGAACUAAACAGGAGAAAAUAGAUUUACGUUCCAACCUAAAGAGCUUUAGGUGAGAGCUAAGGAAGACAUGUCCUGAUAAUUAAACGUUAAGAAGGUUUAGUGAGGCAGCUCUUUGGAGAGUUUCUUGAAAAGGUAGUUCUAGAUGUGUCCGUUUUAAGAACAGAAACUAACCUUUUUGAUCACCAAGAAGGGGCUCCACACUGUUUCAAUCACUUUUACACAUAUUAACUCAAUCCUUACGAUGACCCCAUGAGAUAGGUAUUAUUAUCUGUGUCUAUGAAAAAAGGCAUAGAUAUGAAAGUUGAAAUUCAGGUUAAGCAAUUUAUCCAAAAUGAUAUAGCUGGUGUGAGUGGCAAAGGCAGGAUUUGAAUCCAGCUCUGUGCUGUCACCCUCUUCCCACCACACCAGCCAGCUUCUCUUAACUGAAAACUAGGUGAUGGGCCAAAGGAUCGAUGAGACUCCAGCUCCUGAGCUCAUUCACAGCAGAAACAAUAUCUUACUCAACCGUAUUUGCCACACCUACCUCGAUACCUAACCCCUACUGAAUUGAUUCUAACUUUAUAUCCCGUCUGACAUUAAACAAAGACGCCAGUGAAGCGCAGUCAUCCAUCCAUAUUGGGGAAGAGUGUUACAAGCAUAGGGAACAGCAAGUACAACGGCCCUGAGGUAGGAAGAUGCUUAGUUGCUUUUGAGGAACAACAGCUAAGUGGGAGAGUCGAAGACAGGAGUUGCCGUUGGAGAGGAAGCCAGGGGUCACAUCAUUUAGAGCCACUGCCACUCACUUUAAAAAGAUUAAUUUCCAAGAACACCUGGUCAACAGAUUGUGGUGCUUUACACAAGCAAAAAAGCAUGAAGAAGCUGAUAGAAAUAAUAAUGAUUUUUUGGUGGUUAUAUGCCUAGCAAUGGGGUAGGACAUUUAAGUGCAUUAUCGCACUUAAUCCUCACAUUACUUCUACAGGGUUAGGUACUAUCCCAGUUUUAAAGCUUGAGAAAAUGGGGAAACAGAAAUAUCAAAUAACGUGGUUCACAAUUAGCCCAUGGCAGAGACCGGAGGUGAGCCAGGUCUCUCUGACUCCAGAGCCUCGAAGCCACAUCCACAUUUUCUCAUUGCGAACAGGGAGGAAGGGCCUCUUGCCUGCGGGCAUUCAACAAGUAAUUAUUGUUCAUUGCCUUGUGAGCGGCACUGUAGAAACAGGAAUCAAAUGUAACACAGCAUUUUAAAACGCUUUGCAUGAUCACAUUCUUACCAAUCAUUUCUUUUUAAAACUUUGCAGGUAGAUGGACUAUAAGGUACUUGCCCAACAAACCACUCAAGAUAUUUUAGGUUACAGUCAAGAUACAUCAGGCUGGAAAGUAGUUAAAUCUUCAAAAAAAAUAACUGUUUCUAGCAAGGCUUCUAAAAAAUUCCUUGGAAAUAUAUAUCGUGCUGAAGGAAUAAUUUCAGAACCAACAUCUAAACUAGCUGAUUUCCUCUACAAGCCUGAAAUUAGAAUUACAUGGGACAAAUCAUUGAAAGUGUACAAUAUGAUACACAAGAUUGAUUCGGACACAUUCAUAUGUCAUGCCAUUACACAAAGUUUUGCCAUGGGCUCAAUUUCCCCCCGAGACUUUGUCGACAUAGUGCACAGCAAGUGCCAUGAAGGGAAUGUGUAUGUGAUCAGUUCUAAAAGUGUGGAUUUUCCAGGAUAUCCUCCAUCUUCACAUUAUAUCCGUGGUUAUAACCAUGCUUGUGGCUUUGUCUGUUCACCUCUGAAAGAUAAUCCAGCGCAUUCCAAAGUAGUGAUGUUUGUCCAGACAGAAAUGAGGGGGAAAUUGUCCCCAUCAAUAAUUGAAGCAACUAUGCCUUCCAACUUAGUGAACCUCAUCCUCAAUGUAAAAGAUGGAAUAAAGACACACAAAGCUUCAUCAGAACGUGGACGUCAUCAUAGUUGCCAAUCGCUCCCUAAGAAGAAAUGAGGCUGUUUAUAAUGAGGCCAUAUAAAAUCAUGUGUAGCAGUUACUGCAGUUUAUUUCUAAGUCAAUAUGCAUAAGGACUGUUAAACUAUUCUAGACAGUAUUCUUGUACAAAUUACUGAAGGUACAUUGUGGAAAUGAGAACUCAUAGUUAUAUAAGAGAACAGUCUUAAAUAUAGUUUUGAAUCGCAUAUAAGACUGAUGUUCAAUAACAACUGUUUAUUUUUUUAAAUUAUAUUUUUAUUGAUUUCAGAGAGGAAGGGAGA